Messenger RNA from Cinclus cinclus, 4347 nucleotides. RefSeq names its product GIT ArfGAP 2 (gene GIT2). Gene Ontology annotation, molecular function: GTPase activator activity; protein binding. The record is from RefSeq and is a predicted model, not a curated record. Gene Ontology annotation, biological process: brain development; regulation of ARF protein signal transduction. The transcript is spliced from 20 exons. Lineage: Eukaryota; Metazoa; Chordata; Aves; Passeriformes; Cinclidae. The coding region runs from base 50 to 2323 and encodes 757 amino acids.
GGGGCCCGUUACCGGCCCCGCUGCCGCCGCUGCUGCCGCCGGUCCCGCGAUGGCGAAGCGCCUGAGGAGCAGCGAGGUCUGCGCCGACUGCAGCGCUCAGGAUCCUUGCUGGGCAUCCAUAAACAGGGGGAUCCUGAUCUGUGAUGAAUGCUGCAGUGUUCACAGGAGCCUGGGCCGUCACAUCUCCCAAGUGAGGCAUCUCAAACACACCCCAUGGCCUCCAACACUGCUGCAGAUGGUGGAAACUCUGUACAACAAUGGUGCUAAUUCCAUCUGGGAGCACUCCCUGCUGGACCCUGCCUCUGUGAUGAGCGGGCGGCGCAAGGCCAGCCCACAGGAUAAAGUGCAUCCCAACAAAGCAGAGUUCAUCCGAGCUAAAUAUCAAAUGUUAGCAUUUGUGCAUCGCCUGCCGUGCCGGGAGGACGACAGCGUCACUGCCAAGGAUCUCAGCAAGCAACUCCAUUCCAGUGUGAGGACAGGGAAUCUGGAGACCUGUUUGCGACUGCUCUCCUUAGGAGCUCAAGCCAACUUCUUUCAUCCAGAGAAAGGAAACACCCCGCUCCAUGUUGCUGCUAAGGCAGGACAGACUUUGCAAGCAGAGCUGUUGGCAGUUUAUGGUGCUGAUCCUGGCACACAAGAUUCAAAUGGGAAAACUCCAGUUGAUUAUGCAAGGCAAGGGGGGCACCACGAGCUGGCAGAGCGGCUGGUGGAGAUCCAGUACGAGCUCACAGACAGGUUGGCUUUCUACCUCUGUGGCAGGAAACCAGAGCACAAAAAUGGGCAGCACUUUGUUAUACCUCAGAUGGCAGACAGCAGUCUGGAUGUAUCAGAACUGGCAAAAGCAGCCAAGAAGAAGCUUCAGUCUCUAAGCAACCACUUAUUUGAAGAACUUGCCAUGGAUGUGUAUGAUGAAGUUGACAGAAGGGAAACAGAUGCAGUUUGGCUUGCUACUCAGAAUCACAGCACACUCGUGACAGAGACCACUGUGGUCCCUUUUCUUCCAGUAAAUCCUGAAUAUUCCUCAACCAGGAAUCAGGGAAGGCAGAAACUGGCUCGAUUUAAUGCCCACGAGUUUGCUACACUGGUUAUAGACAUUUUAAGUGAUGCCAAACGAAGACAGCAGGGGAAUUCUCUCACUGGUUCCAAAGAAAAUGUGGAGCUGAUUCUCAAAUCAAUCAGCAAUCAGCACAGCAGUGAAAGUCAGGACAAUGACCAGCCUGAUUAUGACAGUGUUGCUUCAGAUGAAGAUACAGAUCUGGAAACAAAUGCAGCUAAAUCAAACAGGCAGAAGAGCCUGGAUUCAGACUUGUCAGAUGGACCAGUGACAGCCCAGGAAUAUCUGCAGGUUAAAAAUGCCUUGGUGGCUUCUGAGGUGAAGAUUCAGCAGUUAAUGAAAGUGAACAUCAACCUGAGUGAUGAGCUGAGGAUCAUGCAGAAAAAGCUCCAAACGCUACAGAGUGAAAAUACCAACCUCAGAAGACAGGCCACAACCAAUAUCUAUCAGGUGCAAAGUGGUUCUGAAUACCCAGACCCCAGCAGCAAUUCCUCCCUAAAGCGGCGCCCAUCAGCCCGGGGCAGCAGACCCAUGUCCAUGUACGAGACUGGCUCGGGGCAGAAACCCUACCUGCCCAUGGGGGAGGUCACCUACCCAGAAGAAAACAUCACCAGGUUGCAGCCCUUCCCUCCACACAUCGGGAGGAGCGCGUUUGUGACCUCCUCUUCAUCUCUACCCUCCUUCCCCUCCACGCUUUCCUGGUCGAGGGAUGAGAGCACACGAAGGGCCUCGAAGCUGGAGAAGCAGAGCAGCGUGUCCGAGAGCGACUAUGACAACCCCACCACCCCCGUGGAGCUGGAGGAGCCAGGGUCGGGCAGGAAGGGUCGGCAGCGCAGCAUCAUUUGGCAGGGGGAGGGCUCCAUCCCUGAGGACACAGACUCAGCCCCCAGCUCCAGUUUGCCCAGUACAGAAGAUGUGAUUCGGAAAACUGAGCAGAUCACCAAGAACAUCCAGGAGCUGCUGCGAGCAGCGCAGGAGAACAAACAUGACAGCUAUAUACCGUGCUCCGAGAGAAUACAUGUGGCAGUGACAGAAAUGGCAGCCUUGUUCCCAAAAAAGCCCAAGUCGGAGCUGGUGAGGACUUCCCUGCGCCUGCUGACAUCCAGUGCCUACAGAUUGCAGUCGGAGUGCAGGAAAGCUCUGCCCGCCGAGCCCAGCCCCGCUCCCGACAUCCAGCUGGUGACACAGCAGGUCAUCCAGUGUGCCUACGACAUCGCCAAGGCUGCCAAGCAGCUGGUCACCAUCACAACCAAAGAGAAUAACAACUGAGGCACUCGGGGCUUUUUACUCUGGGGUUUUUUGUUUGCUGGUUUUUUUUUUGUUGUUGUUUUGUUUUAAAGGUUGGAUUUCAACAUAGAGGUGUGGAACUAUGCGCAUUUUUAUGAGGAAAAAGAAAAGGGGCAAGAUUAUUUUUUUUUCAACUCAGUAUUAUUUUUGCAUGUUUUCUAACAAUUUUAUUAUUAAUUUAACCCACUGCCUUAUUUUGUGCCUGUGUUGCCAGUGUAGUUAUGGAUAAUAGCAUGUUGCAAGUAGCUGUCGAGCCACUCUCAUGUCCCAGCGCUGUACCGUAGAUGUUUCCUUGGGGCCACGUUCUGCUUUCAGAUCCUGCUGGUGGAACUGCUCUGACACCACUGCAUGGAUGGGAGGGCACCAUCUCUAUCCCUCCCCUGCUGAGAUCCCGCUGGCUGAGGCUCCCCAGGCUCUGGGACUGCUCCCAGCAGGAAGAAGGUUUGUCCUGGUUAACGGGGUACAAGCCCAGUGUUCUCUGUUCCCAUAUCAACUGUUGUGCAAUAUGUUUUUUAGUCUGUUAAACCAGUAGUAGUUGUGGGCAUCCAAGCUUGUUACGUGUAACUCUACAAGGUCUUUGUCACUUUAUGUUUUGGAAGGAAUUUGAAACUUAAUAGUUACUUCUUUUAGUUGUCACUAUGCCAUUAAUAUAUUCGUUUGAUGUUACUUUAGGGCAUUAGUGGUUAAAAUAUUAGCCUUUGUUUCUGAGUUAGUAAUUCAUUGUUAAGUUUCCUGCAGAAUUUUCCUGUCAUCUUUGAGGCACCGUCUUUUUUGCAGCAUUUCUCAGUAACUCCAGAUGCAAUUUCACUAAAGAUUUCUGUGUUCAUUAACAGAAAAAGGAAGUUAGAAGAGUGCCAGUGCAAAAGCAGCUGUGUCUGCCACAGCACAUAACCUCUGUACCUCAACAUAUCCAAAUGUGAAACCAUUUCUCAUAUCUCCUAAGUUUUUUAUGCAAAUCUUUCAAAAUUUGAUAACUUGCUGAGUAACCCCUGCCAGGCUGCGUGGCCCCAGUGGCCAUGUGUGCUCCAGCUUUCUUCAUCCAUAACAGUUCACAAAAGUGUGUCAAUCCAUAAUUUCAAAAAUGAGAAUAUUUUUAGGAGUCUGAAUUUCAGGUGUAGCAGGAAAUCACUGUUUUUUUGCCUCUGCCUGUGUCCCAUUUGGAGGUGCAUUAUCACUGCCCAAGAGCCAGCCAUGGUGUGUUUUUGUGGAUAUAUCCAAGCACAAGUGCCACAGCACUCUGCUGGACUCCUGGUGCUGUCUGGUUCCCAGAGUCUGAGAGAGGGAAGGAAUGGAGAGAGGAGAUGAUAGCCCAGUAAACUGAUGUCCUGCAUUGUGGGGUUUUAUUUCCUUUCUGCUCUUCUGAACUCCAGCAGCAGCUCUAGCCUGACAGUGCAGGCAGGCUGGGAUUAAAACUGCAAAUGACCUUUGUGAAACCUACUUCAAAAUCAUGCAAUUAUCAAGUAAUUAAAUACAUUGAGAAUCUUCUAGAAACUUUUCCUUAAAUUGGCAUGGCUGAAAAGCAGAUGGCAUUUUUCAGUCUCUCAGUACACCACUGUGUGCUGUUCUUUAACAUAUCUUACCUGCUUUCCAAAGCAGGGUGACACUGAGCUAUGGUGUAAUUUAUCAUUUAUUUAAACCUGCCUUUGAUCCAAAACCAAGGGACACUUUAGUAACUGCCAGUCCCUGCUCCAGCUAUGCUGAAAUCAGAGUGGUUCACGUCCCACAGGAACCCCCAGCAGCAAGUUCAUGAAUCCUCCACUCACAGCACUGUAAUCACAGAGCUUGUAGCACCUCAACUAACAAAGGUGUGUUUUUAUUUUAGGACUAGAUCACCUCUUGUUCCCCUGUAAACAAACUUGCUCUUCCUUUACAAAAUGCUGCAGAGGAAAGGAAAAGCUUUUUUUGACUUUUUCCAAACCUUGUAUUUAUCAGUGUCAUUCUGUCUGUACAAUAUUUUGACUUUUAAUCUUUUGUUUACAGUAUUACUAUAAAAUGCUAAAACCCUU